AUGUCGUCAAUCACUUAUCACAUCCUACACAUCAUCACUUAUCACACCCUACUCAUCAUCACUUAUCUCAUCCUACACAUCAUCACUUAUCACAUCCUACACAUCAUCACUUAUCACAUCCUACACAUCAUCACUUAUCACACCCUACUCAUCAUCACUUAUCACAUCCUACACAUCAUCACUUAUCACACCCUACUCAUCAUCACUUAUCUCAUCCUACACAUCAUCACUUAUCACAUCCUACACUUCAUCACUUAUCACACCCUACAAAUCAUCAAUGAUCUCAUCCUACAAAUCAUCACUGAUCUCAUCCUACAAAUCAUCACUUAUCUCAUCCUACAAAUCAUCACUUAUCUCAUCCUACAAAUCAUCACUGAUCUCAUCCUACAAAUCAUCACUGAUCUCAUCCUACAAAUCAUCACUGAUCUCAUCCUACAAAUCAUCACUUAUCUCAUCCUACAUAUCAUCACUUAUCUCAUCCUACAAAUCAUCACUUAUCUCAUCCUACAAAUCAUCACUUAUCUCAUUCUACAAAACAUCACUUAUCACAUCCUACAAAACAUCACUUAUCACAUCCUACACAUCAUCACUUAUCACACCCUACACAUCAUCACUUAUCACACCCUACAAAUCAUCACUUAUCACACCCUACACAUCAUCACUUAUCACACCCCUACACAUCAUCACUUAUCACACCCCUACACAUCAUCACUUAUCACACACUAA
Biomphalaria glabrata is the source of this 726-nucleotide messenger RNA. RefSeq names its product dynein heavy chain-like. The transcript is spliced from 2 exons. NCBI's taxonomy places the organism in Eukaryota, Metazoa, Mollusca, Gastropoda, Planorbidae. The record is from RefSeq and is a predicted model, not a curated record. The coding region runs from base 1 to 726 and encodes 241 amino acids.